CUCUUGCUCAUGGCUACUACUAUAUUUACCGGUCCGAACCUCAACAACAAGCGCAAGGAGGAGCUUGUCACCAUCGCCGUCGCCCUUGGUGUGCCGAACGCCGAGAAGCUGGUCCGGGAUGGCCUCAUCAAAGGAAUUAAGACCUCCCUUGCGGACAAUCGCGACACUUUUUCAAGUGAUCCCCGCUUCUUGGGAUUGUACCCCGCAGGGCGUUCGAGGAGAGCUACUACGAGAUUGACGGUCGAAGGUGAAGAGGAGGAAGAUGAGAGUAGUGAGGUUCCUGCGACUGCCAAUGGAAGCGCUAUAGAGGGACUUGUGGAAGCCGCAAUUGAACGUGCAGAGGCAAAGGAAGCUGCUGAAGUGGUCGCUCAAAGCACCGAAAUAGUAAUUGCUACCAGCCCAAGCUCUGUGGUUCUAGCAAGGCCAGGCACAGCAAGGUCGUUCGACUGGAAGAAGACACCAUUUGAGUGGCUGGAAGCUACUCGGGAGCUCCUAUCUGACCCCGAGCUCAUCGCUGUUGCUACCCUCAUAGCAGACGUGUUAUGGCUUGUCUAUACCAUAUUACCUGUCCGCUAUCAACUUAUCAAGAUCCCUUCGCUUCCUCGGACGGCAGCCCCUCCCGGAACAACGCCCGUUACUGCCCCACGUUUGGCUACGAUUGCCAUCGCUGUUCCUCAAGUCUCACUAGCAACAUUCCAGGCCCUUUUCACUUGGGCUCUCCCUUCGCUCAUCAUCCCGUACAUCUCGGGGUCCCUUAUUUCCCUUGCCCGUCCCCGCAAGCAGCUCGACCCUAUUACCUUUGCCAUUGUCCGCCUCGCAUGCGUCUGGGCGCAGGGAGAUAUCGGCGGAGUACCCUCGAGUGCGCGCAUCGUUGGGGCUCUCGUAAGCCUCCUCUUCGCCUUCGCCAGCGCCAUCUACGAGGCAAGCGAAACAACGACCAACAUUAUUGCUUCCUAA
Messenger RNA from Dacryopinax primogenitus, 957 nucleotides. RefSeq lists its product as uncharacterized. Gene Ontology annotation, cellular component: membrane. The record is from RefSeq and is a predicted model, not a curated record. NCBI's taxonomy places the organism in Eukaryota, Fungi, Basidiomycota, Dacrymycetes, Dacrymycetales, Dacrymycetaceae. Bases 10 to 957 code for a protein of 315 amino acids. The transcript has 5 exons.